UGCCACCAUGCGCAUCCCCGAUCUUGAGUGACAGGUAUGCGCGUGACCAAAUCGAGCAUGAGCCGGCCGAGUCCGAGUCCGAGUGUGAUGGCAUGAGCCUUCUGGCCAAUUACAAACAGUAAGGGACAACGACUUCCUGACUCGGCCGGUAGCGCGCCUGCUUACAGCCCCGGCAAACUUCUGACAGCAGUGGGGGUGGUUGCUCAUUUCUUAUAGAUUUCGCUCAGCUGUGAGAGAGAUUUCAUUUGAUGGAGAAUGAGUGUCCCUGACUAUAUGCAGUGUGCUGAGGACCACCAGAGUCUUUUGGUCAUUGUUCAACCUGUGGGAAUUGUACCAGAAGAACAAUUCUUCAAGAUUUACAAAAUAAUUGCUGCUGCCAAUCAGAUUAAUCUUCGAGAUUCACAACGCAUUCUAUAUAUUCGUUACAGACACCAUUAUCCACCUGAAAAUAAUGAAUGGGGAGACUUUCAGACUCAUCGGAAGGUUGUAGGGUUAAUAGCUAUCACACAGUGUUGCAGUGCAAAGGAUUGGCCACAGACAUCGGAGAAAUUUCAUCUGCAGAAAGAAAUUUAUGGUUCUACACUGUAUGAUUCGCGGUUAUUUGUCUUUGGACUGCAGGGGGAAAUUGCUGAGCAACCUCGCACUGAUGUUGCAUUUUAUUCUAGUUAUGAUGAAUGUGAAACCAUACAGAAGAAAGUGGAAGACUUUAUCGAAUCAUUGUUCAUUGUUUUAGAAUCCAAACGUCUUGACAGAGCAACGGAUAAAUCAGGAGACAAAAUUCAAUUACUGUGUGUGCCAUUUGAAAAGAAAGAUUUUGUAGGCCUAGAUACAGACAGCAGACAUUAUAAGAAGCGUUGCCAGGGCAGAAUGCGGAAACAUGUUGGUGACCUUUGUUUGCAAGCAGGCAUGCUGCAAGAUGCUCUUGUGCAUUACCAUAUGGCUGUCGAACUACUUCGAUCUGUGAAUGACUUCCUCUGGUUGGGAGGUGCACUGGAGGGGUUGUGCUCUUCUUCAGUAAUUUAUCAUUAUCCAAGUGGUACUGGGUCAAAACCUUCAAUUCGCAGAGCUAAUAACAUGUGUUUGCCAUCUGAGGCUGGCAAGCGACACCGACAUGGGGCACAGGAAGUUCUCAUUGAUCCAGGUGCAUUAACAACAAAUGGCAUCAGUGCAGAUACAAGUACUGAGAUUGGAAGAGCGAAGAACUGUCUAAGUCCUGAGGAUAUUAUUGAUAAAUAUAAGGAAGCCAUUACUUACUUUGGCAAGUACAAAAAUGCUGGUGUAAUUGAGCUGGAAGCUUGUGUAAAGGCAGUUAGGGUGCUUGCUGUUCAGAAGAGAAGCAUGGAGGCUUCUGAGUUCCUUCAGAAUGCUGUGUACAUCAAUCUUGGCCAGCUUUCCGAAGAGGAGAAGAUUCAACGAUAUAGUGUCCUUUCUGAGUUAUAUGACCUGAUAGGUUUUCAUCGUAAAGCUGCCUUCUUCAAGCGUGUAGCAGCAAUGCAAUGUGUGACACCAUCAAUCGCUGACCCGGGGUGGAGAGCUUGUUAUAAACUGCUGUUGGAGACGUUACCUGGAUAUAGCUUGUCAUUGGAUCCCCAAGACUUCAAAGGAACUCACAAAGGCUGGCCAGCAUUGCAAAUGCGCUUACUCCACGAACUUGUUUAUGCUUCAAGACGAAUGGGAAAUCCUGCUCUUGCAGUUCGCCAUCUGUCUUUCUUGCUUCAAACCAUGCUUGAUUACCUCUCCGAUCAAGAGAAAAAGGAAGUUUCUCAGAGUUUGGAGAACUACACCACAAAAUGCCCUGGUACUAUGGAAAAUGUCACACUACCUGAUGGUGUGAAAUUGCUUCCAAUUCCUCUUACAAAACUUCCGAUUGUCAGGUCUGUAAAACUCUUGAAUCUUCCAGUUAACCUCCGCCCACAAAAAAUAAAAAAUACACUCAAUCAGAACACGUCCUCCAAGAGCCCUUUCAUUUACUCACCAAUUAUUGCACAUCACCGUGGUGAAGAAAGAAGUAAAAAAAUAGAUUUCCUAUGGGUGCAAGGAGACGUGUGUGAAGUUCAGUUGAUGGUCUAUAACCCCAUGCCUUUCGAACUGAGAGUCGAAAAUGUGGGACUAUUGGUUACAGGUGUUGAAUUUGAAUCUCUCCCAGCUGCACUCUCUCUCCCUGCUGAAUCGGGAUUAUACCCAGUGACACUAGUUGGUGUUCCACGUACAUCAGGACAGAUUAAUGUAAAUGGUUACCAAACUUCUGUUUUUGGUGUGUCCAGUGACUGUUUGUUAGACCAUUUGCCUGGAGUGAAAACUAAUGGAUGCACCGUAGAAGUUGUUCCAGCUUUACCACGACUACAAAUUACUACAUCUCUGCCACGGUCCGCGCACAUUCUGUUGCCGUCGUCAGGUGAUGAGGUAUCCAAUAGUGUAUCUAUUCACCUUUUUAAUGGGGAAUUGCAACAGCUGACCAUCAAACUGGAGAAUAUUGGUUCAGAGCUUCUAGAAACAUUAGAGAUCUCUGCUAAAACCAUAAAUAAUAAAGAAAAACUGUAUGGUGACUUUCUGAGCUGGAACUUAGAAGAAUUGCUCACACAAUUUCCACUUCAAUCUGGGAAGACAGCUAUUUUUACAGUGAAUAUCCAAGUAAAAUUAGACUUCUCCUGUCAAGAAAAUCUGCUCCAGGACUUGAAUGAUGAUUUACCAGCUGGGAAUACUAAGACAUUGGAAGCCGUUUUGAACUUCAAGUAUUCUGGUGGACCAGGCCAUGUUGAUGGAUAUUACAGGAAUCUUUCUUUGGGGCUUCAUGUAGAUGUUGAGCCAUCAGUGUUCUUUACCAGGGUCAGCACACUUCCUGCAACAAGCACCAGACAAUGUCACCUUCUCUUGGAUGUCUUCAAUUCAACAGAACAUGAACUAACUGUUAGUGCAAAAAACAAUGAUGAUUUGAUCCUACAUGCUGGAGAGUGCCAGAGGAUGGCCAUACAAGUUGACAAGUUCAACUUUGAAGCACUUCCAGCAUCUAACAAAGUGCUGUGUACCGAAAACCUAAAGCAAAUUGAAGAGGAAAGACGUCAUGCUCAGGCUGUUGAGAUCAACAACAAAUUAAACAUCUGCUGGAAGAUCCCAUCUCUUAAUCGUGAAGGAGAAGCCAGUGUGGAAGGAGUUCUCAAUCAAUUGGUGCAGGAACAUUUACAGCUCGCUCCUCUGCAAUGGGAUGUUUUUGUAGCUGGGAAGCCCUGUGAUUGUGAUGUAGUGGUAGAGUGUCAGGCCGGUGACCCAACAUCCCUGGAAGUGAAGCUGACCAAUCAGAGCAAGGGAACUGUCGGCCCUUUUGCCCUCACUGUCAUUCCAUACCAGGACUAUCAAAAUGGGGUCCACAACAAUGACCUUGGGAAUGCUGUUACCUCUAUUGGAUCCAAUACAUUCUACAUAGAUGCAGUGAAAUCAACUGAAGAAUGUGUAUGCAGUGGAGCUCUCCUAUUCCUGUAUGCUGGUGAUUACUACUUGAAUAUAAAAUUUCAUGAUGAUAACUCAAAUAGGGAGCUACCCCUUUCUUGGUUCUGCUUGCCAAGUGUUCAUGUGCGUGCCAUGGAUCCCACUCAACACACACAACUUUAAAUUUAUAUUUAAAAAUUGUAAGAUUAGUGAGUUAAAUCAUUGUAAAUAUUGACUAACUAGUCAUACCUGCCAACAAGAUCUCACUGAAUAUUCUGGUUUAAGAUUAUACUGGCAUUUGUCCAAAAAAAGCUUCUAGAUUUUUCUGUAAAGCUUGCUUAGCCAAAUUUUUACAUAUCCAAGGGAUUGAUGACUACUGUCAGUAAAAUUAAUCGUUAGUAAUAAAUCUAUAUUAUUGAGGAGCCAGGGUGUACCUUUGAAUGAAAUAAAAGACAGUUAUAGGUUGGUACACUGCCUGUUCUCUAAUCAGAACCUUGGUAAAAUUAUAAAGAUAAAUUUACAUUUCUUGGCAUGGUUAGGUAAGAAACUGGUGCACAAUGAAAUUUAGUUGUUAAAAUGUUUCAGAUUUUGGCUGUAAUAAUAGUGGGAAUAGAAGGAAGGUUGACAAAUAAUAUCAGUGUUGUAAUUAUGAAGGCUUGUAUUCUUUACAAGUCUGAAAUGACAAUGCUGUAAAGCUCAGUCUUAAUGCUCAGUUAAUUCCUUAUCCUUUUGAAACACUGUACUGUUCAAUUGUAUGGGCACAAUGUCUUGAUGACCUGUUAUAUCUGUAAGGCACCUGCAGUUGUUUUUGAGAGUUAAGGCAAUGUGUCCUGUUCACACUGCAAUGAAUUGGCUGCUGCCCUUCAGAAGUAUUUGUUAACUUUUCUUUCUCCCCCUAAGAUGCUAGUAAAUCCAUUUUUAAUCUUACCAAUAAACAAUUUCAAGAAAACAACUGGAAAGCCAGUUACAAACUCAGGGUUUUUUUACAUUUAACAAUUGUGAUUUAUGAAUAAUUCAACUUCAUGAUUACUUUGCAGUUGAACAUCUGCAAUUAUUAUAAAGUAAUUAGAAUUAUAAAGAUUAGUGGGAUUAUGCCACAGUUUCAGUUGCAGUGUGAACAAGGCGAUGUCUUUUUUGAUUCAUACAAAAUUCAGGAACUACUGUAACUGGCAUCUCUGUACACCAACCAAACUGCUGUUGUAAAGAUAUGUUUCUCUUCCUGUACCUGCAAAACAUUGUAUCUUUGGAAAUAAAUUUUGCUUGCAUGUC
Messenger RNA from Chiloscyllium plagiosum (whitespotted bambooshark), 4692 nucleotides. The record is from RefSeq and is a predicted model, not a curated record. Lineage: Eukaryota; Metazoa; Chordata; Chondrichthyes; Orectolobiformes; Hemiscylliidae.